AUGGGCCUUCCAGAAGAUUUACAACCUCUUGAUUCUCUUUUCCAGCGUCGAUUAAGUGAGAUUUCUUCCUCGGCUGGUCAAGCUAUCACCCGAGAACUGAAGAGACUGUCGAAGAUCCCCCCUCAAUCCGCCGAAUAUGGUGUAGGAAAGACUUAUAUCGAAUGGCUGCUUUCCCUUCCUUGGAAGAAAGUGACAGAGACCCCCCACGAUCUCGAUCUAGCGAAGGCGAGGAGUAUACUGGACGACGAGCAUGAAGGAUUAGAAAAGGUCAAGCGUCGGGUUGUCGAAUAUCUUGCUGUCUAUCAACUGAAACGCAAACUCUUCGAGGAAGAGGCGGCUGCGAAGCUGCAAGAGAAGAAGACUACCAAAACGACUCAUCAAGCUGUACAGAAUGCUGCGUUCGACGCGUCCACAGCCGGAGACCUACUCGAGCUCAUCCCGAAAGACGAACGUAAGGCCCUGGAGGAGACUCAGACGCCCAUGGAUGAUAUCCUCACCAAGGACGUGUAUAGAGACAAGGGGCCGAUUUUGUUGUUGGUGGGUCCGCCAGGUGUGGGGAAAACUUCCAUCGCUCGCUCGUUGGCAACGUCGCUGGGUAGGAAACUUCACCGCAUUUCCUUGGGUGGAGUAAGGGAUGAAGCGGAAAUCAGAGGUCAUAGACGGACAUACAUCGGUGCUUUACCCGGAUUACUCGUACAAGGCUUGCGCAAGGUCGGCGUGGCCAACCCUGUCAUCUUGCUUGAUGAACUUGAUAAAGUUGGCACAUCCAACUUCCAUGGUGACCCUUCGGCCGCCCUACUCGAAGCCCUUGACCCUGCUCAAAACUGGUCGUUCCACGAUCACUACCUCGGCGAUGUCCCUAUCGAUCUAAGUCAAUGCAUGUUCAUCGCCACUGCCAAUACUCUGGACACCAUCUCCCCGCCUCUUCUGGACAGAUGCGAGACGAUCACAUGUUCUGGCUAUGUGACUUCUGAGAAACUCGCCAUAGCCAAAAGAUUCUUACUUCCGAAGCAGGUGAAAGAGAACGGAUUAUUGGCAGUAGGUGUACAAAUGGGUGAUGGAGUCAUUGAAAAAGUCAUCACUGAGUUUACCUUCGAGGCAGGAGUGAGGUCAUUGGAGCGUGAGAUCAGUAGGAUUUGUCGGACCAAAGCGGUGGAAUACUCCACAGCUCGACAAUCAACCCAUAGUCCCUACAAUCCCGAAGUAACCUCGAAUGACGUCGAUACGAUUUUGGGCGUUGCACACUUUGACCCGGACGUCCGAGAAGAAACGCAUCGACCAGGGGUGGUAACUGGUUUAGCGUGGCAAGCUUCCGGUACGGGCGGUAUCAUGUUGAUAGAGACUACCUUGGUCCCGGGUGGUAAUGGACAACUCGUCUUGACUGGAAGUUUGGGAGGUGUAAUAUCCGAAUCCGCUCAACUGGGUUUGACAUGGGUGAAAAGUCAUUCCGCCUCUCUUGGUAUUUUGUUAGGGGAUACGGAUCCAUACAAAUCUCACGAUAUCCACCUUCACCUUCCCGCCGGCUCAGUGAAGAAAGACGGACCCAGUGCGGGUAUUGGAAUGGUUCUGGCUAUUGCUAGUCUCCUCACGGGACGUGUUGUCCCUUCCACUACCGCAGUGACUGGCGAGAUUACUCUUCGUGGUGCAGUGACACCGGUCGGGGGAAUCAAGGAGAAAGUUCUCGGUGCUCAUCGAGCGGGCAUCAGAAAGAUCAUCCUCCCGAAAAAGAAUCUGAGAGAGGUGAUGGCGGAUUUACCGGAGAGCGUAAAGGAUGAAAUGGACUUCGUGUUUGUGGGGACUAUCGAAGAGGCUUUAGAGGAAGUGUGGGGGAAAGAUAUCUGGACCGAUACGAGUAGACCGAGGUUGGAGGCAAAGUUGUAA
Messenger RNA from Tremella mesenterica DSM 1558, 1881 nucleotides. RefSeq lists its product as uncharacterized. The record is from RefSeq and is a predicted model, not a curated record. Gene Ontology annotation, cellular component: peroxisomal matrix. Gene Ontology annotation, biological process: protein processing; protein catabolic process; protein targeting to peroxisome. Lineage: Eukaryota; Fungi; Basidiomycota; Tremellomycetes; Tremellales; Tremellaceae. The transcript is spliced from 11 exons. Bases 1 to 1881 code for a protein of 626 amino acids. Gene Ontology annotation, molecular function: ATP hydrolysis activity; serine-type endopeptidase activity; ATP-dependent peptidase activity.